AUGGCUCAGUUUAGGAACUCAUUGGCCUACCACUUGCCUAGUACUGACUUGCAAGAAGUAAAACUAGCCCCACCAGAAUUCGAAUGAAUUCUAACCACCACUUCCAUGUGACUAUCUCAAUAUACACGGAGUAUACCAAACAUUAGGAACACCUUCCUAAUAUUGAGUUGCACCCCCCCUUUUGCUCUCAGAACAGCCUCAAUUCGUUGGGGCAUGGACUCUACAAGGUGUCGUAAGUGUUCCACAGGGAUGCUUUCCUAUGUUGACUGCAAUGCAGUUCUCAAAGUUGUUCUCAAAGUUGGCUGGAUGUCCUUUGGGUGGUGGACCAUUCUUGAUACACAAGGGAAACUGUUGAGCGUGAAAAACCCAGCAGCGUUGCAGUUCUUGACAGUCAAACCGGUGUACCUGGUACCUACUACCAUACCCCGUUCAAAGGCACUUAAAUAUUUUGUCUUGCCCAUUCACCCUCUGAAUGGCACACACACAAUCCGUCUCAAGGCUUAAAAAUCCUUCUUUAACCUGUCUCCUCCCCUUCAUCUACACUGAUUGAAGUGGAUUUAACAAGUGACAUCAAUAAGCGAUCAUAACUUUCACCUGGUCAGUCUAUGUCAUGGAAAGAGCAGGUGUUGCUAAUGUUUUCUAUACUCAGUGUACAUUUGAUGAGGUAGAUGUCUUGGAAGCAUGAUACAUUUCUCAGGUGAGAUGGGGCUGCAUAGUUAGUAGAGGAUAACAGAUUUGUCACGUUAUUGCUUAGGGUGCAUUAUGGGUAACUAAUAAUUUACAAUGUUGAAAUAAAUGUGUCUCCAACCCCUAUAUCACACACUCACAAACUGAAAAUGUGUAUAUUGUACAAUCAAUUGGGAAGAUAGAGGGAGCCAAAAAUAUCACAUUCAUUUAUACAUAACCACUGUAUACAUGAAUUGUGGGCAAAGUUUGUUUCAGUCAGUCUUUGGUCACGUUCAUGACCUUUGAUCACAUACUUUUUGUUAAAUUCAUGCUGUCGAUAAUAUAUGUUAAAGUCUGACCAUUUUUAUCCCCAUAAUGCAAGAUGCUUUGAAAGGCAGUGACCAACAAUGGUCACCGAAUUGACAAAAGUGAUCUGCUCGAACGCUCCCAAUAUCUCUCUCUUCACAGUCAUGUCGUUCCGAAGAGGCGUGGUCAGACAGAGCAAGUUCAGGCACGUCUUCGCCCAGGCUUGGAAGGCAGAGCACUGCAUCGAUGACGUCCGAGUGUCCCGUGUCACAUGGGACGGGCCCCUCUGCGCUGUGAACCCCAAAUUCACCGCAGUCGUCAUCGAAUCAGGCGGAGGAGGGGCCUUCCUAGUUAUGCCACUCAACAAGGUUUGUGCUAGCCCCGUUAAGCAUCCACCCAGUGGUGCCUGGAGAAGUGGGUACACUCAAAUUGUUCCCCAAAUUUUCCAAACGGCCCACCCGGCGAAAGGAAAGGUGCCCUGUGAAAAUUAUAUGAGAAACAGUCGCAUACACUCUGAAUGACCUAAAAUGAUCAAUCCCAUAGUCAGCUUUAAGAUUUUUAUUGCUCUCAAAGUCCAUAACAAACCCACAUCAGGAGACCACUUUUGAUGUCUGGGAAAAAUCUAAGAAAUGUAGAUUUUUGGUUGUAGUUACCCUUUAAUUCAAGUGCACAGGCACCUAGCACUGUUGCUUGUUUAGUAGUGUUUCUGUAGCUCAUGAGAUGGAGUUUCCUCAUGUGUUCUCCUGUUCUAUUGGUUUUCUUUCAACUUUCUUUCGUGGUGUAGCAGCCAAAGGCAUUAUCCUGGUCAUAUUAGCAACCCAUGAUAGUUGUUGCAUCUUUAGAUCUCCCCUCUUUCUACAUUUCGAACGGAUAUUUCCAUCUUUGUCCAUGAAACCGCUCGCAUGUGCAGUGUGCAUUUUAGAAUGCUAUUUUCCCGCACAUUACAUUUUGGAACAUUCACGUGUAGGCCUGCUGCCUUGUGCACAUUGCUGCGCCUAAAGUGUGAAGAAAUAAUAGUUUAUCAACAUUUUAAGCUAAACAUUCUGAUUUGUUCCAUCAGCCCUACUAAUUGAUACAGUGUAUACCUCUACUACACUACUUUGAUACGCAUUGUGGGGAUUAAGAAGUGAGUAUAUGCAAUGCCCACUGAAAAAUAAGUGGGUAUAUGGUAUAUACCUGCGUAUACCCUCCACUACUCCACGGCAUCAAACCUCUCUCAGAUGGAAGAUAAGGAUCAAUACCCUAAAAGUGCCCACCUAUCUUGAUAUCUUAUUCCUGCAAUUGUAUCACAAAUGUAACUGAUUAAAGGCCUAUUAUUAUAAUAAACUAUUUGCAUUGUGAAAAGUAAUGUACAAUUGCAUAUAACACCAUUGAUACUCCCAACUGUAAUUUUUUUCUAAUAAAGGACCACCAUUUGAAAACCACUGACCUAGGGUUUUGUACUAAUCAGAUGAUGAUGAUAACCAUGCCCACCUGCUUCUUUCCCACAGAGUGGCAGAAUUGACCAGGCCACACCCACAGUGUGUGGACACGCAGCUCCAGUGCUGGAUGUCCAGUGGUGUCCCCAUGACGACAACGUCAUCGCCAGUGCCUCAGAGGACUGCACUGUAAAGGUAGGUGGUGAUGUGAAGGUAGCUGCCCUCUAAAAAGGAAACAUAAGCAGUUAUAGGGUUGCAAAGGGAGGGUAUAUUACUGGAAACUUUCAAAGUUUAGCAGUAAACUACCAGAAUUUAUGGUAACUUUAAAGUGUUUUGGGGAAUUGUAUCAGAUGACAUCUAGUGGCCUUUUUGGAUACUUCAGAUUAUCUCAGGCGUCUGUAAUUAUCUCUGUCCCUCUGUGUGGCCUUAUCACGUAAAAUAUACAAAAUAAUCAACAAGAUCAAAAAUAGAAUGACAAAGCUGUAGAACAUUAUCCUAAACAUAUUAAAUACCAUUAGUAUCCUUUAUAUAUUUGUUUACAUACUUUUAUUUAUUUUACUAUGUCAAUAUGUCUUCGUUGUAAAUUUUUUGGUGCCAAACUAGUGGCAGUUGUAAAAAAAAAAAAAAAAAAGUCUUUGAAAAUAAUGCCAUUGUUGAUUAGGUUUUAUUUUUUUCAUUAAUUAGGCUAUUUUAUUUUGAAACAUAUGGUCUAUCCACUAGAAAUCCAUGGACAAUAUGGACAUAUAUACACUGCUCAAAAAAAUAAAGGGAACACUAAAAUAACACAUCCUAGAUCUGAAUGAAUGAAAUAAUCUUAUUAAAUACUUUUUUCUUUACAUAGUUGAAUGUGCUGACAACAAAAUCACACAACAAUUAUCAAUGGAAAUCAAAUUUAUCAACCCAUGGAGGUCUGGAUUUGGAGUCACCCUCAAAAUUAAAGUGGAAAACCACACUACAGGCUGAUCCAACUUUGAUGUAAUGUCCUUAAAACAAGUCAAAAUGAGGCUCAGUAGUGUGUGUGGCCUCCACGUGCCUGUAUGACCUCCCUACAACGCCUGGGCAUGCUCCUGAUGAGGUGGCGGAUGGUCUCCUGAGGGAUCUCCUCCCAGACCUGGACUAAAGCAUCCGCCAACUCCUGGACAGUCUGUGGUGCAACGUGGCGUUGGUGGAUGGAGCAAGACAUGAUGUCCCAGAUGUGCUCAAUUGGAUUCAGGUCUGGGGAACGGGCGGGCCAGUCCAUAGCAUCAAUGCCUUCCUCUUGCAGGAACUGCUGACACACUCCAGCCACAUGAGGUCUAGCAUUGUCUUGCAUUAGGAGGAACCCAGGGCCAACCGCAACAGCAUAUGUUCUCACAAGGGGUCUGAGGAUCUCAUCUCGGUACCUAAUGGCAGUCAGGCUACCUCUGGCAAGCACAUGGAGGGCUGUGCGGCCCCCCAAAGAAAUGCCACCACACACCAUGACUGACCCACCGCCAAACCGGUCAUGCUGGAGGAUGUUGCAGGCAGCAGAACGUUCUCCACGGCGUCUCCAGACUCUGUCACGUCUGUCACAUGUGCUCAGUGUGAACCUGCUUUCAUCUGUGAAGAGCACAGGGCGCCAGUGGCGAAUUUGCCAAUCUUGGUGUUCUCUGGCAAAUGCCAAACGUCCUGCACGGUGUUGGGCUGUAAGCACAACCCCCACCUGUGGACGUCGGGCCCUCAUACCACCCUCAUGGAGUCUGUUUCUGACCGUUUGAGCAGACACAUGCACAUUUGUGGCCUGCUGGAGGUCAUUUUGCAGGGCUCUGGCAGUGCUCCUCCUGCUCCUCCUUGCACAAAGGCGGAGGUAGCAGUCCUGCUGCUGGGUUGUUGCCCUCCUAUGGCCUCCUCCACGUCUCCUGAUGUACUGGCCUGUCUCCUGGUAGCGCCUCCAUGCUCUGGACACUACGCUGACAGACACAGCAAACCUUCUUGCCACAGCUCGCAUUGAUGUGCCAUCCUGGAUGAGCUGCACUACCUGAGCCACUUGUGUGGGUUGUAGACUCCGUCUCAUGCUACCACUAGAGUGAAAGCACCGCCAGCAUUCAAAAGUGACCAAAACAUCAGCCAGGAAGCAUAGGAACUGAGAAGUGGUCUGUGGUCACCACCUGCAAAACCAGUCCUUUAUUGGGGGUGUCUUGCUAAUUGCCUAUAAUUUCCACCUAUUGUCUAUUCCAUUUGCACAACAGCAUGUGACAUUUUUUGUCAAUCAGUGUUGCUUCCUAAGUGGACAGUUUGAUUUCACAGAAGUGUCAUUGACUUGGAGUUACAUUGUGUUGUUUAAGUGUUCCCUUUAUUUUUUUGAGCAGUGUACUAUAUAUGAAAACAUUAAAAAAAAAAGUUAUUAUUAGUAUAAAUGACUAAAGUUACCAUAGAUGACCUGUUAAUUACCUAAAUUAAUGAAGAUUCCGGUAACUGCUAAAUUACCAGUAGCUUUGCAACCCUAAGCGGCUCACUAUUAUUUAUGAUCAAAGGUUCAACCCUUGUCCAGACCUUUGCGUUGAUUGAGGCAUAAAGCUGAAUGAAUAGUCAUAAGUGUUUAAAAAGGGGAAAUAACAGAUGCGCUAUUAUAUGAUACUAUUAUGAUGGCCUUAUGAUAAAUACACUACUAUCAAGAGGGUAUAUCUGUGUUGAAAAUGCUGCAGAUCAGCAGAUGCAUGCUGACGGGAGGGAGGGUCAUCUGUAUGAUCUACCCCUGUAACAAAGUGUUGUUAUUGGCUGUGUUGUCUAUUAAAGGUGUGGCAGAUCCCUGAUGGAGGGCUGACUGGACCAAUGACAGAGCCCGUGGUGACACUGGAGGGCCACAGUAAACGGGUGGGAAUCCUAGCCUGGCACCCGACAGCUUUCAAUGUCCUCCUAACUGCAGGUAACUUAAUCUAUCUGCACCUCAUUGUCGUACGUCAGAGCGUUGUUGGCAACGCAUGGCAGAGGACAAUGUCUGCACCUUAAACAGUGUAUGUCUGCCUGCCAGUUUGGACUAUCCAGGCCACUAUUCACAGGCAAUGCCUCCUAUGUCAAUGAAUGUGUGUGGUUUAAGCUGCAAGGAAAGGUAGACUAGACAUAUUGAUAGUAUUGUGACACACUUUGGUCACCACCAGUCAUGAUAAUGUGAGACUGCUUAUGCAAGGACUUUUAUUUUGAUGUGUAAUAGCUCCGUAGUCUGAGAAAGAGGACAUUCGUUUUUUUGGGGGGAGGUGUUGCAUGUAGUCACAACUGUAAAUAGACAUGCUGAUAGUAUUGGGACAUAGCUUGGCAACGAGUCAGGUUAGCAUGUAGUACUAGUCACUCAUGUGUUGAACAUUGGACCUCCAGAGAAAGCUAGUAUGUAGUAGUCAGUAAACAGUGAGAGUUGAAGGACAGUUUUAAACAUACUGGAGAGGUGUUCCAUGACAGACCGUGUUUUCCUGCCUUGCAAUUAACAGCAUGUGCUGCACGUUUAAAGGAGAAUGUGGUUAACGUUAACGUGAAACUGAGUAUCCUUCAAGAGGGCAUCAGAAGGUUUCAACAUUUCAAAGAAAUUGAUUUGUCUAUGUACAGUUGAAGUCGGAAGUUUACAUACACCUUAGCCAAAUAAAUUUAAACUCAGUUUUUCACAAUUCCUGACAUUUAAUCCUAGUAAAAAUUCCCUGUCUUAGGUCAGUUAGGAUCACCACUUUAAUAUGUCAGAAUAAUAGUAGAGAGAAUGAUUUAUUUCAGCUUUUAUUUCUUUAAUCACAUUCCCAGUGGGUCAGAAGUUUACAUACACUCAAUUAGUAUUUGGUAGCAUUGCCUUUAAAUUGUUUAACUUGGGUCAAAUGUUUUGGGUAGCCUUCCACAAGCUUCCCACAAUAAGUUGGGAGAAUUUUGGCCCAUUCCUCCUGACAGAGCUGGUGUAACUGAGUCAGGUUUGUAGGUCUCCUUGCUCGCACACGCUUUUUCAGUUCUGCCCACAAAUUUUCUAUAGGAUUGAGGUCAGGGCUUUCUGAAGGCCACUCCAAUACCUUGACUUUGUUGUCCUUAAGCCAUUUUGCCACAACUUUGGAAGUAUGCUUGGGGUCAUUGUCCAUUUGGAAGACCCAUUUGCAUCAAAGCUUUAACUUCCUGACUGAUAUCUUGAGAUGUUGCUUCAAUAUAUCCACAUAAUUUUCCUUCCUCAUGAUGCCAUCUAUUUUGUGAAGUGUACUAGUCCCUCCUGCAGCAAAGCACCCCCACAGCAUGAUGCUGCCACCCCCGUGCUUCACGGUUGGGAUGGUGUUCUUCGGCUUGCAAGCAACCCCCUUUUUCCUCCAAACAUAACGAUGGUCAUUAUGGUCAAACAGUUCUAUUUUUGUUUCAUCAGACCAGAGGACAUUUCUCAAAAAAAUACGAUCUUUGUCCCCAUGUGCAGUUGCAAACCGUGGUCUGGCUUUUUUAUGGCGGUUUUGGAGCAGUGGCUUCUUCCUUGCUGAGCGGCCUUUCAGGUUAUGUCGAUAUAGGACUCGUUUUACUGUGGAUAUAGAUACUUUUGUACCUGUUUCCUCCAGCAUCUUCACAAGUUCCUUUGCUGCUGUUCUGGGAUUGAUUUGCACUUUUCGCACCAAAGUACAUUCAUCUCUUGGAGACAGAACGCGUCUCCUUCCUGAGAUCUUUUUUCUGAGUUCUUGGCUGAUUUCUUUUGAUUUUCCCAUGAUAUCAAGCAAAGAGGCACUGAGUUUGAAGGUAGGCCUUGAAAUACAUCCACAGGUACACCUCCAAUUGACUCAAAUGAUGUCAAUUAGCCUAUCAGAAGCUUCUAAAGCCAUGACAUCAUUUUCUGUAAUUUUCCAAGCUGUUUAAAGGCACAGUCAACUAAGUGUAUGUAAACUUCUGACCCACUGGAAUUGUGACACAGUUAAUUAUAAGUGAAAUAAUCUGUCUGUAAACAAUUGUUGGAAAAAUUACAUAUGUCAUGCACAAAGUAGAUGUCCUAACCGACUUGCCAAAACUAUAGUUUGUUAACAAGAAAUGUGUGGAGUGGUUGAAAAACAAGUUUUAAUGACUCCAAUCUAAGUGUAUGUAAACUUCCGACUUCAACUGUAUGUGUCUGUGUUACUUAGAAUGGUAUGUCUAUACGUUUCGUCUGUGCCAGUAGUUGUAUGUUUGUCUGCAUUUUUAUAUGUUACGUCUCUGUGUAUCCUUUUGAUUAUUUGAAUGUUUUGCAUAUACAUAUUUAUUUUGGUCCAUACAACGAUGUUGCGUUUUUAAUAUCUGUGAACUCUUAAAAAUCAAAUCAAAAGUAAAGGACAACUCCUGCACACAUGAUUUGACCACUUCACAUUUAUUGAGAUCGACGUUUUGGUAAAAUAAGCUCGGUAGCGUGCGUGUUAACCCUCUUCUGUGAACUUAGUUUUGUCUGUGCUUUCCCAGAUUCUGUGUUUACGACUGUUUUUGACUGAUGCAACUCUCUCUCGCUCUCAGGCUGUGACAACCUGGUGUGCGUGUGGGACGUGGGCACGGGGGAGCUGGUGUACCAGAUAGCCGAUGCCCACCCAGACCUGAUCUACAGCGUGAGCUGGAACCGGGAGGGCAGUGCCAUCUGCACCGUGUGCAAGGACAAGGCGCUGCGUGUCAUCGACCCGCGACGGGGGACCGUCCUCAAGGUACAUCUUGUCUAUCCCAUGUAUGACACGCAUGCAAAUAAAUUGAAAUAAGUAAAAUGAAUAGUACCAAAUACCAUAAAACGUCCCUUAUUAUCCUUCAAGGAGAAAUUGAAGAACACACAGCAGACCAAAGCAAAUAAGCACCACCUUGUUCACAUAAUGUCCUUCCUAUGAAAGAAAGCGACCUUUGCCUUGCUAAAUUGGAUGCAGCUAAUCAGCACUUGUAAAUACAGCAUAUUUGAUAUGUCUACAUGAACUACAGUCUACUGGCUGUACAUAGAAUGACUUAUUGACAUUGACUCUACCUUCCCUUAUAACACCUGUGAUGUUGCUGUGUGUGUCUCAGGUGAAAGAGAAGGUCCAUGACGGCACCCGGCCCAUGAGGGCCGUGUUCCUCUCCGACGGGAAGAUCCUGACCACAGGAUUCAGCCGCAUGAGCGAGAGGCAGCUGGCCUUGUGGGAUACGGUAUGGCGGAUAGAUGGAUACAUUUCAUAAACAGGACUUUGCAGAGUCCUAUGGGAGUGUAUGGGACAUUGACGCCUCAGAACCUAUGCUCUGACUGUGUGGUAGAGGAGAGUGUUGAGCUCAGGGAUCAUGACAAUACAGGUCAGGUCAACCCUGUUUAUUUUCCCUUGACGCAGCACUGAGGGGUUCGCUACACACACUGACCAGAUGUUCUAAUGAUUGUAUCUGUGUGUUGCAGAGGGAUAUGUCUGAGCCAAUGGCAGUGCAGGAGAUGGACACCAGUAAUGGGGUUCUCCUCCCUUACUAUGACCCUGACACCAACAUGGUCUACCUGUGUGGAAAGGUACAGUGAACCCAUUUCCGACAACAUUUUCAAGAACAAAUUCAGCUGGCGGCAUAUGAUCAGAUCUCCCCCACCGGAUGUUUGGUUUAGCCCCGUUUAUCUGUUGAUCACUCUCAGGGGGACUGCACCAUCCGGUACUUUGAGGUGACGGACGAAUCGCCCUAUGUCCACUUCCUCAGCCUGUACAGCAGUAAAGAGCCCCAGCGAGGAGCAGGCUUUCUCAGCAAGAGGGGCGUGGAUGUCAACAAGUGUGAGAUUGCCAGGUGAAUUACUUGAAUUGUUUCUCAGUGUAUUUGCUCUCUUUGUCACCCCUCCUUUCCCCCUCAUACGUUCCCUCUUUCAUGCCCUCCCACUGUAAAUCAUCUCUCUUGUCUUUCUCUCUUUCUCUCUCUCUUUCUCUCUCUCUCUCUCUCUCUCAUUGCAGGUUCUACAAACUGCACGAAAGGAAAGUAGAGCCCAUUUCUAUGACAGUACCACGGAAGGUAAGCUGCCUUGCACACAAUUUGAAACGAGGCCUUCCUCAUUUAUGACUAUGUUCAAAUGGCCAUACUAGCACACCACUUACUAGCAUGCCCAAAACAUUGCUUUACACUAAGUGGCAUGCUAAUGUGGAUAUUGGAACCAGUCGCGCUUGACCAAGUUUGUCUCAAAACGAUCUCCCUGUGACCCCCCUCCCUCUCUUGUCCCCUCAGUCAGACCUGUUCCAGGGGGACCUGUACCCGGACACGGCCAGCGUGGAGCCCUCCCUUCUGGCUGAGGACUGGAUUGCCGGGCAGGACGCCCCGCCCCUGCUGGUCUCUCUGAGCGGGGGCUACGUGGGUGCCCCCUCCAAGAACAGGGACACCCUCCGGAACAAGCCUAAGCUGUCGCCGCAGGGCUCCGGGACGGACUCUCCCCCAGUCCCCUGGCAGGCCGCAAUGCCCACCGCAACAACCAGGGAGCCGGAAAGCGAGGGGGUGGGGGUGGUGCAGCAGAGGGUCACUCAAGGAGAAGGAGCACCCGAUAGGGUGAAAAGAGAGGUGAGAAUGGAGUUUGGGUAAAAGAGGGUAUAGCAGUAGGCAUAGCAGGGGUGUAUUCACUAGUGCAAAACGUUUUGUAACAGAAAACGUUUUGCGACAAGAACGAGAGUUUCUUAUUGGUCAAGUUCAGGUUGUCCCUCCGUGUUUUGGUCUGUUUUCUUCAGUUUUGGUACGAAUAAGAGGUUAGAGAAGUAGGUAUGAGUACGGACAUAGAAGUGCCAGAAAAGUGUUGAGUAGACUUAUGUAGUGCCUUGUGGAUUUAGGAUGUUAACAUGUAUGUGACUACAUUCUCCCUCUUAACCUCCGUCUCGCCCCAUCCAUCCAUCCAUCCAUCCUUCCCCCCCGCUCCAGGAGGAGGUGCUGAGCGAGGUGCUAGCGGAGGUGAAGGCCCUGCGUUCAGUGGUCUUGGCCCAGGGCCAAAGGAUCGAGAUGCUGGAGAGGCAGCUGGUCCGCAUUGAGGACGGGGACGUCUGAUUGGCCGAGGGGCGUCACCACUACACCCAAAGGGCGUUCUUACUAAAACUCCAUAGACCAUAGCCUUACUAGAAUCAACAACAGUACCUUAAGCUGUGUGGGAGUGGGAGGAUGUAGUGAAGUGUAGCUCAGUUACUAAACUGUGUGAAUCACAGAGGGGUCGAGAAUAUGGUGAACUAUUAUAGUGAAGGUGUACAGAGACCAAUUGGAUUCUGUGGGUGAAUCUCAAUUGUAUUUCCUUGUUUCCUCGUGUCCUCUCUCCUCCUCAAAACGCAUUGGAAGGAGGCAUUGGAGGAGAAUGUCAGAGGUUCCUACCCUCGGACCUUCUCCUCCAAUGCGUUUUGAGAAGGGAGCGAGGAGGACACAAGGAAAUACAAUUGAGAUGCACCCUACAACUCUUUAGAUGCUGCUUCAGUUGGAUAGUGGGUGAUAUAGGAUGAAGGGGGAUAAUCUCCAUAGGACUUCCAUACUGCAGUAAGAUAUGUUACCGGUUUUUAUUGAGGAGCAUUGAUGGUGACACUAGUUGAAGGUGUAUACAUUUAAGUAUCCAAUUAUGUGUAUCACUACAAAACUUAAGACAUGAGGAUUCAAUUGUAGCCUACUCACGAAUCCUUAUGCCAUACAGUAUGACAACUGGCACAAAGGUCUAUGUUAAUUUGGCACAUUUACAAAAUGGCACAUCUGUAUACAUUAUUUUGUUUUAUAUGAAUACACCCUCAAUAAGUGAUAUCAAGUAGAUAGGCAGAUUUACAGUUCCUGCGCUCAUUUAAGCACUCAGUGUGAAUCCAUUAGGGAUUGUUUAAUCGGGUAGUUAGAGCUGCUAAUCGUGAUGCAUAUCAAACGUCAUACAACAUUUUAUUAUUCAUACUUAUACAUUUGUACAUGUAUGCAUCUAUACAUUAUUUCCAUUCCGUCAUAGGAAUCUAUUAACCUAGAUUAGCUGAAGAGAUGAAGUCAGACCAUUGGUAUUAUCAAUAUAAUCCUGUAUGCUAAAAUCGCUAUACUGUUUACAAAACUGCACUGGUUAAUUGCGAUUGGAUAAGUUGUAUUAAACUGUGCUGGAUGGCGACUAUAUUGACAUAUAAAGAAAAAACAUUGGUCAAUAUCCAAAUAAUGUUGAUUUUGAUAUGAAGUGCUUUUUCUUACAAAUUAUGUGAAGGACUUGAGUUGGAGGUAGCUUAAAUGAUUGCUAUCAUGUAUGUUAGUCUCUUGUGUGAUUUGUUUUUGUUUUUUUCGAAGAGAAGGUAACACUACAUUUGUGCUCCCCAACUUAAGUUGUCUUGGGUGAAUGAUCCCCCUUUGGUGAAGCCAAAAGCAGACGGACGAGCAACAUGCAGUAUAAUUUUUCACAAGGUGUUAUAAGCUUAUAACAGAGAGUUCAAGUAAAGUGUUACCUAAGAAAAUGUGUUCUGAGUAGAACGUACUUAACGUCACACCAUUUAAAUCAUAGCAGUUCUAUGAGUGUCAUGAGGCACAGAACUAAAAAAUAGUUGUAUUUAUUGUUUGAAUGAUGUAAUCCAAGUCAGUAGAACGAAAUAGAAUUGUCUUAGACCAGUGGUAUUCAAUUUUGUUCAGCGGGGAUCCCAUUUUUUCCACAAUAAUUUCUCACAACCCCACCCCAAAACCAAUGACAACCUUAAAAUCUGUACAUUAUGAUUUUUACAUCCACAACCAUCCACAAUACAUUUACUCAAUAAAAUUGUAUUUUCAAGUUAUCGUUCUCAAAAACAUUUGUAAAUUGUCCCAUACAAUAAUCUGUAAUCUUACCCCCAAAAAUGUGGCGACCCCACUGCAGUUCGACACAGACUUUGAAUACCCCACUGUCUUAGACCAAUAUAGCACCAGCUGUUGUAUUUGAAGAUAGGAAAGAAAGGGCAUAAAAUGCUCCGCUGUUAGAUGGAACAGAAAAAUAAUUCACUGUGUUACAUUUUGAUUUUUUUGCAUUUAUAAGCAGUUUAUACUUCACCCUUUUGCAGCCUCUGGUACAGUUCACAUCUAGCCUGAUCCCAGAUCUGCUUUAGGCUGUAUUGUCGACAGUGACCACAGGAGUAGGCGAGACGGCACAAACAGGUCUGGCACCAGGCUAGUUCACAUCAGGCUCUUCACAUGAUUAAUUGAUUUACUUGAUUAAUAUUUAUUUAUGCACUGUCAUACUACACACCAUGUUUUGUGUGUGGUUGUGAACCAAUAGGGGAUGAAAAUGACACUCCACUGUGUGAAUAUUCCAAUAAACAGUCCUCCUUCUUU
This is a messenger RNA of Coregonus sp. 'balchen', 12554 nucleotides long. NCBI's taxonomy places the organism in Eukaryota, Metazoa, Chordata, Actinopteri, Salmoniformes, Salmonidae. The record is from the annotation of a GenBank genome assembly.